Molecule: messenger RNA, 978 nt
Organism: Ceratosolen solmsi marchali
Lineage: Eukaryota; Metazoa; Arthropoda; Insecta; Hymenoptera; Agaonidae
Product: glutathione S-transferase D7-like
Exons: 6
Coding region: 46-696 (216 amino acids)
Biological process (GO): glutathione metabolic process
Molecular function (GO): glutathione transferase activity
Source: RefSeq, a predicted model, not a curated record
UUCGUCUAAGAUUAAUCAUAAUUAAUAAUUCAUUCAGUUAAUAUAAUGGAAUUAUACUAUAAUCAGUUUAGCCCACCAAGUCGCGCUGUUAGAAUGACCGCAGAAUAUCUUGGCCUCUCGUUAAAACUCAAUUGCAUCGAUACUUUAAAAGGCGAACAGUUAACUCAGGAAUUCGAAACGAUAAACUCUGCUAAGAAAAUACCAAUUCUUGUGGAUGGGGAUCUUAAACUUGCCGAAAGCCGAGCGAUAAUGAUUUACUUGGUGGACAAGUACGGGAAAAAUAAUUCGAGGAUUCUUCCGUCAGAUCCUUGUGGACGUGCACUCGUCAAUCUCGCGCUCCAUUUCGAUAUUGGCAAACUCUUCAGAAGCAUAGAACAAUAUUACUUCCCGAUAAUAUUUAAGCUAGAAGAAACGCCUUCAGCCGAGAGAUACGAGAAAUUGAAGGAGGCUUUUGGAAUUCUAGACAGAAUGGUCGAAAGCCAGGAUUACGUGGCAGGUCGGAAUUUGACCAUAGCUGACAUCUCGAUAAUAACUACGGUGACAACCGCCGAGGCUUUUGGCUUCAAUAUUAUUAAAUACAAAAACGUGAUGAAGUGGAUCGAUCGAGUCAAAGUGGCCAUACCAGGAUACAAGAAGAUCAAUGUCGAAGGUAUUGAAAUGUUAAAGAAAAGACUAUCGGGGCAGAUGGAAAACUGAUGGUGGCAGUACGAUUGCCACCCCCUUGGAUGCAUACUCGGAAAGCGAAGACAAGUUAAAGGACACAUAUUUUAAAUAGAUGCUGCAAUGUGCAAGCAUUGAUUACCGAAGAAAACUUCCCGGAAAGUCUGUUGCACUUCUGGCGCGUGCACUUCAACGCGUCGGUGACGUAUCCCAUGCAUACGCAGGAGAUAUAGAAAGGCUGGCAAUGAUCGUCACCUGAGGAAGGGGAAGCACGGAUAAAAGAAAAAAAAAGAAAAAAGAAAGAAAAAUGAAAGAAAG